AUGAUACCCAACUUAAAUUUUUAUCUUUUACUCCUAUUUGAUUUAUCACUUGUUUCCUCGAUUGACUAUGAAGAAGUACAGAUUGAAGAUGCUUAUGAAACCAGGUCACGGAUUCUGAUGGUAGACGGAAAUGUGUGGCUACAUGCCGGUAAAGACAAGAAUAUUACAUUCAAGACUUUCGGAAAUGGAAAAAUCUACGUGGAUGACACUGAUGUUUCGAGACUUCCAGAUGUAGUAAGUGUGUAA
This is a messenger RNA of Caenorhabditis briggsae, 246 nucleotides long. The transcript is spliced from 2 exons. NCBI's taxonomy places the organism in Eukaryota, Metazoa, Nematoda, Chromadorea, Rhabditida, Rhabditidae. The record is from RefSeq and is a predicted model, not a curated record. The coding region runs from base 1 to 246 and encodes 81 amino acids.